Messenger RNA from Conger conger (European conger), 3781 nucleotides. It is a transcript of the gene srgap3, whose product is annotated as SLIT-ROBO Rho GTPase activating protein 3. Bases 497 to 3781 code for a protein of 1094 amino acids. Gene Ontology annotation, molecular function: protein binding. Lineage: Eukaryota; Metazoa; Chordata; Actinopteri; Anguilliformes; Congridae. Gene Ontology annotation, cellular component: cytoplasm. The transcript is spliced from 22 exons. The record is from RefSeq and is a predicted model, not a curated record. Gene Ontology annotation, biological process: negative regulation of cell migration; signal transduction.
UCAAUUAUGGAUAUGAGGACAUAAUUUAAUGUAAGACUUAAGAAUGGAACUACAGACGAAGCUUCAGCUUUUACAAUCCAUCUAUUUUCUUGGAUGAAUAUAAGGAUUUUUUUCUCCUAGUUCGUACGUUGGAUGGCAUGCUAUUACAAGAAAGGAGGAGCCGUCGUUACCCUACUGUAGCACUUCACGCUAACGUAGACGCCUAAAAGACCUAUGCAGGUGAGCGUGAGUGAAUCUUCAAAGUUUUGCUUGAAACAAUAGACCAGCUGAUUACUUUACACCAUAGCUUAAUUUCACGUAGCGAAAGAAUACAUUGACGAUUUGGAGCUUGUGGUUCCUUGCGGGGCAAUCACAAUCUUAAACGCGGUGAAACUGAAGGACAGAAAAAAUACGAACAGAUAAAAAUAAAACCCUUCACCCUGCCACGUUUGAACGAGCAGAAGAUUUCUAACACCCGAAGACUGGACUGGACCAUACCGUUCAUACCUCAGGAAACAUGUCAUCUCAAACUAAAUUCAAGAAGGACAAGGAGAUCAUAGGAGAGUAUGAGACGCAAGUGAAAGAGAUCCGUAACCAGCUGGUGGAGCAGUUCAAAUGCCUGGAGCAGCAGUCCGAGUCCCGCAUCCAGCUGCUGCAAGACCUGCAGGAGUUCUUCCGCCGCAAGGCCGAGAUCCAGCUGGAGUACUCCCGCAGCCUGGAGAAGCUGGCCGAGCGCUUCUCCUCCAAGAUCCGCAGCUCCCGGGAGCACCACCAGUUCAAGAAGGAGCAGCACCUCCUGUCUUCGGUCAACUGCUGGUACCUGGUUCUGAACCAGACGCGCAGGGAGAGCCGGGACCAUGCCACGCUUAACGACAUCUACACCAACAAUGUCAUCGUGCGUCUUUCCCAGAUUAGCGAGGACGUCAUCAGGCUCUUCAAGAAGAGCAAAGAUAUCGGCAUACAGAUGCACGAGGAACUGGUGAAAGUGACAAACGAACUCUACACUGUGAUGAAGACAUACCACAUGUACCACACGGAGAGCAUCAGCGCCGAGAGCAAGCUGAAGGACGCGGAGAAACAGGAGGAGAAGCAGUUCAGCAAGUCCGGCGACAUCAGCAUCAGCGUGCUCCGGCACGAGGAGCGGCCGCAGCGCCGCAGCUCCGUCCGCAAGAUGGAGAAGAUGAAGGAGAAGAGGCAAGCCAAGUACUCUGAAAACAAGCUGAAAUGCACAAAAGCCCGGAAUGACUAUUUACUGAACCUGGCAGCUACAAACGCAGUGGUGGCGAAAUAUUACAUCCACGAUGUCUCCGACAUGAUAGAUUGCUGUGACCUGGGUUACCAUGCCAGCCUGGCCCGUACCUUGCGGACGUACCUGUCGGCAGAGUACAACCUGGAGACGUCUCGCCAUGAGGGCCUGGACGUGAUCGAGAACGCCGUGGACAACCUGGACUCCCGCAGCGACAAGCACAAGAUCAUGGACAUACACAACCAGGUGUUCUGCCCGCCCAUGCGCUUCGAGUACCUGCCCCACAUGGGAGAUGAGGUGUGCCAGGUGAGCGCCCAGCAGCCCGUGCAGACAGAGCUCCUGAUGCGCUACCACCAGCUGCAGUCCCGCCUGGCCACGCUGAAGAUCGAGAACGAGGAGGUGAGGAAGACUCUGGACGCCACCAUGCAGACGCUGCAGGACAUGCUGACGGUGGAGGACUUCGACGUGUCCGACGCGUUCCAGCACAGCCGCUCCACCGAGUCCAUAAAGUCAGCCGCCUCCGAGACGUACAUGAGCAAGAUCAACGUCGCCAAGAGGAGGGCCAACCAGCAGGAGACCGAGGUCUUCUACUUCACGAAAUUCAAGGAGUUCCUGAAUGGCAGUAAUCUCAUCAUUAAGCUGCAGGCUAAACACGACCUCCUCAAGCAGACACUGGGAGAAGGAGAAAGGGCGGAAUGUGGGACAACAAGGCCCCCCACUCUCCCCCCUAAGCCACAGAAAAUGCGGAAGCCUAGGCCCCGCUCCGUGUACACCCAUAAGCUGUUUAACGGCAAUAUGGAGAGCUUCAUCCAGGAUUCAGGUCAGCCCAUACCACUUGUGGUGGAGAGCUGCGUUCGAUACAUAAAUCUUUAUGGUUUGCAGCAGCAGGGAAUAUUCCGGGUCCCAGGAUCUCAGGUUGAAGUCAAUGAUAUUAAAAACUCUUUUGAACGAGGUGAGGAUCCCCUCAUCGAUGACCAGAGUGAUCACGACAUCAACUCGGUGGCCGGCGUUCUGAAGCUGUACUUCCGAGGGCUGGAGAAUCCGCUCUUUCCCAAAGAGCGCUUCCUGGACAUGAUUUCCACCAUCAAACUUGAAUCGUCUGCUGAGAGAGCUCAUCAUAUCCAACAGAUUGUUGUAACUCUUCCUCGUACCAUCAUCAUCGUCAUGAGAUACCUGUUUGCCUUCCUCAACCACUUGUCCCAGUACAGCGAUGAAAACAUGAUGGACCCCUACAACCUGGCCAUCUGCUUUGGCCCCACCCUCAUGCCCAUACCGGAUGGGCAGGACCCCGUGGCCUGCCAGGCGCAUGUCAAUGAGGUCAUCAAGACCAUCAUCGUGCACAACGAGGUCAUCUUCCCCAGCCACCGCGAGCUGGAGGGGCCGGUCUAUGAGAAGUGCAUGACUGGAGGGGAGGAGUACUGUGACAGCCCCCACAGUGAACCAGGCACCAUCGAUGAGGUGGAUAACGGCACAGAGCCACACACCAGCGAUGACGAGGUGGAGCAGAUCGAGGCCAUCGCCAAGUUCGACUACGCCGGCCGCACGCCGCGGGAGCUGUCCUUCAAGAAGGGCGCGUCACUGCUGCUGUACCACCGCGCCUCCGAGGACUGGUGGGAGGGCCGGCACAACGGCGUGGACGGCCUCAUCCCGCACCAGUACAUCGUGGUGCAGGACAUGGACGAUGCGUUUUCAGACAGCCUCAGUCAGAAGGCGGACAGCGAGGCAAGCAGUGGGCCGCUCCUUGAUGAUAAGGCCUCAUCCAAGAAUGACAUCCAUUCUCCCUGUGAGCCUGAGUACACCUUCAGUGGUGUCAUGGGAAGGGUGAGGUUACGGUCAGACGGGGCCGCCAUACCACGUCGUCGGAGCGGGGCUGACACCCACAGCCCGCCCAGGGGCCCCGAUACCCCCCCGCGAGCCGCCGCCUGCCCCAGCAGCCCCCACAAGAUGCCGGGGAGCAGGGCCCGCAUGGAGAGCCCGGAGAAACGGCGGCUGGGCACGUUCGGCAGCGUGGGCAGCAUCAACUACCCCGAGAGGAAGGUGUACCCCGAGGGCCACCCGCUCCGACCCACCCCCGGGGCCACACGCCACAGCAGCCUGGGGGACCACAAGUCUCUGGAGGCCGAGGCCCUGGCAGAGGACAUCGAGAAGACGAUGACCACGGCCCUGCACGAGCUGCGGGAGCUGGAGCGGCAGAACACGGCCAAGCAGGCGCCGGACGUGGUGCUGGACACGCUGGAGCCCACCAAGAACCCGGCCAGCUCGGAGCCGGCCAGCCCGCUGCACACCAUGGCGAUCCGCGACCCCGAGGCCGCCAUGAGGCGCAGCAGCAGCUCCACCUCCGAGAUGAUGACCACCUUCAAACCGCCGCUGUCCGCCCGCCUGGCGGGGUCCCAGCUCCGGGCCCCGCCCGCCCGGCCCCCGCGGCCCGCCCCCGCCCAGCACCGCUGCAGCUCGUCCAGCUCGUCCGGCGUGGGCAGCCCCGCGGGCACGCCCUCCGAGAAGGGCUUCCCCACCAACUCCUCCUCCUCCUCCUCCGACAAGUCCGGCACCAUGUAG